Molecule: messenger RNA, 1035 nt
Organism: Cercocebus atys (sooty mangabey)
Lineage: Eukaryota; Metazoa; Chordata; Mammalia; Primates; Cercopithecidae
Product: transmembrane 9 superfamily member 2-like
Exons: 7
Coding region: 145-639 (164 amino acids)
Biological process (GO): protein localization to membrane
Cellular component (GO): membrane
Source: RefSeq, a predicted model, not a curated record
GGCCGCCCGCUGCACGGCUUUCUACCUCCCCAGGCUAAUCGCGGUCAAUCUGCCAGGCGGAGCAAGAAAUCGCAUUUUGUCAGUUUUCUUUUAACAAAACAGAAAUGUGUAAAAGUUUGUGUAAAAUCUUACGAUCAAGACCAAAUGGACAAGCUGGCUUUUUUGAAGAAAGGAAUACGACUGAAUUACCAGCAUCACUGCUAUAAGCAUUCAGAUGAGAACCCUGUCACUUGUAAUGGACCCCCUGUGGAAAUUCCUGGAGAAUAUACGGAUAAGUUGAAUGUGACUUACACUUAUUCUGUGAGAUUGAAGAAAACAAAACUGUCAAGUGGGCUUCUAGGUGGGAUUAGAUUUUGGAGUCUGUGUCUCAUACUAAUAUUCAGUGGUUUAGGUCUGUCCUGCCUUGGUUUUCCUUCUCCUGCCAAUGGAGGAGCUUUAAUGACCUGUGCCACUGUGUUAUGGGUCCUUCUGGGAACCCCUGCUAGAUAUGUGUCUGCUAUAAUGUAUAAGACAUUUAGAGGUGUUAAGUGGAAGACAAAUGCCUUGCUGACAGCACUAUUACGUCCGGGGUUCCAGAGUCCUGGAGAGUCUCCUAAAGGGCCUAGUAUUUGGAGACAGGGACUGCCUUCUUUGGGGUGAUGACGACCCUCCUCUUCGAAUGGGUGGAAGACUUGAAGAGGUCUGAGGAGCUCGAGGCUGUGGUGAGGGCGAAUGUCAUUUGUUUGAUUGUGGUGAUCGGGCCUGGUGGGUAGAGCGGCUUGGGGAAGACCCUUUCCUGUGCUUCGAUGAUAAUGAAGGUGAACAUCUCUUGGUGACUGAGGAGCUUCUUUGUUUGGGAGGUGGAGAAUGGGAGACCCAAUGCUUUGGUGGUGAAGAUGGUGAUGCUCUUUGUUCAGGAAGGGGAGGAGGAGAAGCCAUUCUUCUCUUUGGAGUUGGAGAAGGAGAGUAUCUCCUCUCUGUUGGAGGAGAGUAUCUUCUAGGAGAAGGCUGAGCACCGAUGUGGGGGAGGAGAAGGAGUUCUUUUUCGUGGUGGUG